Exophiala spinifera is the source of this 1710-nucleotide messenger RNA. RefSeq lists its product as uncharacterized. NCBI's taxonomy places the organism in Eukaryota, Fungi, Ascomycota, Eurotiomycetes, Chaetothyriales, Herpotrichiellaceae. Gene Ontology annotation, molecular function: UDP-N-acetylglucosamine-lysosomal-enzyme N-acetylglucosaminephosphotransferase activity. The record is from RefSeq and is a predicted model, not a curated record. The coding region runs from base 1 to 1710 and encodes 569 amino acids. The transcript is spliced from 4 exons. Gene Ontology annotation, biological process: N-glycan processing to lysosome; carbohydrate phosphorylation. Gene Ontology annotation, cellular component: Golgi apparatus.
AUGUCCCUUGAAGCGCUGGCCGAAACUCUUCCGGACUUCACCUUCGUACCCUUUGAAAAGGCUGUCGAAAACGAGGUCUUGCAUGGCUGGGAGGAUGACUGGGUCAGUACAGGUGAAUAUGAUGAUGAGAAAUGGGGCAAACUCAAAGAACCCAAAGUCGAUUUUGUCUAUUUAUGGGUCAACGGUUCGGAGGAUGAGUUUCAGAAGACCAUCAGACCAUGGGAAGAGAACUCUGUAUUAAAUGAUCCCGUGGGGGAAUGGAUCAAAUCCCAUGGUGUAAAUCGAUACCGCGACUGGGAUGAGCUCCGCUAUUCGUUUCGCAGCAUCGAAAAAAAUGCCGGCCAUUUCAUGAACAACAUCAAGGUCUUAGUGAAUGCGAUCUACGAUAAUGAUUCACCGGUUCGAAAACAGCAACCCACAUGGCUCGAUCUUGAGGACCCUAAAGUGUCCAAGCUUGUCCAGGUUAUUGCCCAAGAGGAGUUAUUUGAAGCAGACAAGAAGGCCUGCCUGCCUACCUUUAAUUCUCUGACAAUGGAGAACCAAAUUUUUAAUACUGAGUCCGAUAUUGACCAGGCAAGUCCGUUCUUUGCCAUGUCGGAUGAUAUGCUGCUCACACAGAAGCACGCACCUGCCGACAUAUAUUCUCCUCUAUUUGGGCCAGUGCUUAGUUUCAAGACCAAUGGUUAUAACACUGUUUCACAGCCUACUGACGUGGAUGCGAAGCGUUUUGGGGAGAAGCCCUAUCUUAUCUACACUUCAUGGCUGCUCAAUAAGCGCUUUGGUACCAGAAAACGCAAAGGUCAAAGCCACUUCGGGCACUCUCUAUCUCGCAGCGUUAUGCGAGAGGCGAUCGAAGCGUUCCCCGGGCCCGAGUUGAGGAGCGUGUAUCGGCGUUUUCGAGGAGAACCCGGGUUUCAGCUUUACUCCUGGUACGUCACCAAUCACUACUUGAUCGAGCGGCAUCGCGAGGCUCUGAUCUGGAGCUACAUCAUGUUGAGAAGUGAUGUCAACCGCGGUGGAGUUUUGUCUUGGUCGGAAAGACAGCAGGUCAUGGCCGAUCUGGCGGCCGGGGCAGAGAAUGCGAAUAAAGUAUCCUUCCGACGCAAGAUCUUCUACCAUGUACCUGCGGCGCUCACCAAGGCCGGCCUUGAGGCUCCCGCUGUGAACACCGACUCCCUCUGGACGUCUCUAGAUGGCCCUCAUGCUAUCAGAGACGCAGACUGCUCACAAUUCUCGGUGUCCGAAUGUCUCGCACCAGGAUUUGACAUUGAUGACUCGGAAACUUCCAAUCCCAAUCCUACAUUCAACGCAGCAGUGAUCCAUGACCGGCUGUCACGCCAAAACCCCAAGUGCGGCGACUGUCUGCUCAAGAACCUCCUUCAACAGACUCAGGCGGGGCUUGGACCGCUCCUGCCUCACGCGGAGACUCAGCAAACUGACCGGGAAAUCGUGGUCAAAGCCAUCAUGCGGUACCAGUACAUAGUUGUGGACCCCUCCAAUUCUCUUUUCGUCAUGGUCACAGAUGCCGAUCAGAUAGAUAGCACCCUACACCGACAUUAUAUCAAAGAGAAGAGAGAGCUUCCCGGACAGAUGUGCUUGAACGAUGAUGUCGUGACCGAAGAAGAUCAGGAGCUGAAAGAUGUCCAACAGGCUAUGAGGGACUUCUUAGGUGGACUAUUUCCAGAGACGGGCACGGCUGAGCGGUCAUGA